AUGCGUUCUUUUCUACAAACGAUGAAAAGGUGGCGCGAGGAACGCAAUCUCAUCAAGAACCCAGCGAAACAGGAUGAUCAAAAGGUCAAAGCGUCCAUUGCCGCCCUGCACCACGAAGAACGUGAGUUCAUCGAGAACGUGGAGAAACAGAACAAUGAACAAGUGCAAGCACUCCUCGCCGCCUUACACAAGUCACAAUGUAACAUGGACCCGCUUAUAGCCGCUCAGGUGUACAACAGUCGUUUCUGUCCCCUUACUAGCCGGUUUCCAGAUGAACUCCUCCUCUGUAUUCUCGACUUUUUACACGACGAUGUCGUUACGUUGUCUUGUCUCCGGAUAGCUUCAAGAAAAUUUCUUUACAUCAUUGGCAAUCAACUGCUGCGGCAAGACCCAUUUUUCGGUCUGUAUCAUCCUAGCCUGCUCUCGGAGGUUCCAAAGGGCCAGUUUCGGCGGCUAAUACAGAGGGAUGGCCGGUGCAAUGACUGCAGGCAAUGGAAUGAAACCUGUGACCCUCGAUACUCUGAUUGCUGCAAAUUCUGGCCGAGCAGUGCCUGUUUCGAAGAUUUUGCAGAGUAUAUCCGGCUUUGUCGCAAGCUCCACUGCUAUGCCUGCGACAGUCUUCACUCCGCUUGGGAAUUUUCCUUCGAAAACAGGCAAUAUUCAGGCUAUUGGCGAAAACGACGAUGUCUAGGACAACAGGGAUCGGUUGAGUUGUGCAACCAUAUUCAAAUCACUUGGGCCGCUAUCAAGGCCCAUAUUGAUGACUGGCGGCGGCAGCAGCACUAUCGAGGAGGAGACUGGCAAGCCUGUCUUGAUAGCUUCAGCAUCGAGUGUCACGAUGCCAACCAUGACAUACGCUGUACAGCCUCAGAGCCACCAACCUGGCCUCGGGCCCGUCUCAGCACCACGUAUAUUGACAACGCCAACCCAGACACUGUGGUCCUCAAUCUAGAAUGGACACCUCAUAGCCGUAUCGAUACAAUGGCCCUCACCGCCAAUGGCCGAAUACCUGCACCAGAGCUGAGGUUGUUAUUCCAUAGGCUUCGAGGUUUAGGCCCUGCCAACGCUUUGUACCCUUUGUCCCGUUUUGGCGAUCCGCCUGAAAUGGCAUUUUUCGGUCCACUUUCCCAUCUUCGGCAAUUUGUUCACUACCAGACUGGAGAAAAUGAUCAAACAAGACCUCUUCCAACCUUGAUCCCAUCGAUUCACACAGAUAUGGGAUUACAGCCACAUGUUUCUUCUAUAGACGGUGGUCAUGGAAAGAAGCUAACCAUGAAACUACAUUCCUUGAAAAGUACUGGUGCUGCUUCCAUCUCCUCGUACUGUAUUGUACUUCGUUACGAGAGAGAUAUCGUAAUCUGCAAGGCGAGGGACCUGGCAGAUCCUACUGUCAAGAUCGUUCCCACCCACUGUUGGCUGCACACCAUGGAUACGCAAACUUACCCGCACCCACAAGCAAGCCAUGUCAGGCCCCAGUGUAAGGACGUUACUUGUGUCAAUUACUUCAAGAGGCACAAAGGCCGUCAUCGCUGCACAGGCUGGAAUUGCUUCUAG
Molecule: messenger RNA, 1554 nt
Organism: Bipolaris victoriae FI3
Lineage: Eukaryota; Fungi; Ascomycota; Dothideomycetes; Pleosporales; Pleosporaceae
Exons: 1
Coding region: 1-1554 (517 amino acids)
Source: RefSeq, a predicted model, not a curated record